CUAUAUAGUGUUUAGACUCAUACUACAUCUUACCUAUGAAUAAAGAGAAAUUUCCGAUUCAAUUUAGACUAUUUAAUAUCAUAGUCUUUGUCAAUAAGGCUUUCUCAAGUAGUUGAAAGACUAAAGAGAAUCCAUAAUAAUCCUAUCCUUUUGGUCAUGGCCAUGGAGAUCAAAGAUGCAGAUACCAGCUAUAAGUACGAUGUUUUUCUAAAUUUUAUGGAGCAUGACACUUACACCUUUACUGGUAAUCUGUAUUAUGCUCUUCGCAACAAGAGAAUUAAGACCUUUUUCUUCCCAAAGGAAAUUCAAAAUCAUGAUGAUUACCAACUUCAACUCUCACUUUCUGUUCCAAAGACAAUUCAAGAAUCAAGGAUUUCAAUUGUUGUUCUCUCUAAAAACUAUGCAUCCUCCACCCGUUGUCUCGAUGAACUUGUCAACAUCCUUGAGUGUAUGGAAAUGAAAAGUCAACUUGUUUGGCCAAUCUUUUAUGAAGUGGGGCUUAUAGAGGUAAGGCAUCAGAAAGGUUGGUUUGGGGAAGGCUUGUUGGUGUUAGAAAAAAUAUACCCUGACAGGAUACAUCAAUGGAGGGUAGCUUUGUCUAAAGUCGCAUUCAUUUCUGGAUGGAACUAUGGAACUGAUCAGUUUGAUUAUGAACUCAUCGAAAAGAUUGUCGAGUCAACAGUACAAUCUCUGUCCUGUUACGAUGUUUUCCUAAGUUUUUGUGGGGAAGAUACUCGUUACUCUUUCACAGGCUUUCUGUAUCAAGCUUUGCGUCGUGAGGGGUUCAAGAUCUUCAUGGAUGAUGAGGGAUUGGAGGGUGGAAACCAAAUCUCACAAACUCUUCUGAAAGCAAUUGAGAAGUCAAGGCUUUCGAUUGUUGUUUUGUCUGAAAACUAUGGAUAUUCGACAUGGUGUCUGGAUGAACUUGUCAAGAUUAUGGAGUGCAAGAAGAUAAAGAAUCAACUGGUAUGGCCAAUAUUUUUCAAAAUAGAACAAUCAGAUGUAAGCAAUCAAACCAAAAGUUAUGGUGAGGCCAUGAGAGCACAUGAAGAUAGAUUUGGAAAGGAUUGUGAGAAUGUGCAAAAAUGGAGAUCAGCUUUAUCAGAAGUUGCCUUAUUGAAAGGAGAUCAUAUCAAAGAAAAUCAGUACGAAUAUGAAUUCAUAAAAAAGAUUGUGGAAAGAGCCAUUGAACCUGAAAAUAAUAUGUAAUAGCAAUUAGUCCUUGCACAAGUAACAACUACAAGGAAGAUAUGAUGAGUUCCUGUGUAAACUACAAGGAUGCUUUGUGUAACACUAGAAGAAUAUUAUUGAUAUAAUCUUAUGGUAGAAAUAAUAUACUGCAUGCAUUGUAUUCUAGUAUGUCUUUACAUUUUCAAGCUGGCUUAUUAUAAGAUAAAAAGUGGAAGAAAAAACUUUGGAUAUAAAUUGUCUGAUGUGAAGCUCUUUACCGCCUCUAUUAAAAUUUACUUUCCCCAUUAAAAGCUACCUUGUACUCUUGCAAAAUGUUGUAUAUCAAAUGAACUCUUGCAAUAAUCCACUCUUGAGAUAGCUUGGCUGAACUCUUGUAACACUCAUGAAAUAUCAAAACUAGAUAUACCUUUCCCCCUUCCUUAGGGGUCUGGUUUCAUCAAAUGCAACAUGAACAAACUCUUCUACCACAGAACUUCUAAGGUUGAACAACCUAUAUGCCUUACUUGAUUAGAAAUAUCCUAGAAAUAUUUCCUCGUUAGCCUUAUUAUCAAACCUGCCUUACUAUUUUUUUCGUUAUAUAAAAUAAAGCGUUUGCAGUCGAAAACGCGAAAAUAGGAGAUAUUAGGUUUUCUACCUU
Messenger RNA from Vicia villosa (hairy vetch), 1828 nucleotides. RefSeq names its product probable disease resistance protein RPP1. The record is from RefSeq and is a predicted model, not a curated record. Gene Ontology annotation, biological process: signal transduction. The transcript is spliced from 3 exons. The coding region runs from base 157 to 1209 and encodes 350 amino acids. NCBI's taxonomy places the organism in Eukaryota, Viridiplantae, Streptophyta, Magnoliopsida, Fabales, Fabaceae.